This is a messenger RNA of Dipodomys spectabilis (banner-tailed kangaroo rat), 954 nucleotides long. Its product is annotated as olfactory receptor 10Q1. The coding region runs from base 1 to 954 and encodes 317 amino acids. Gene Ontology annotation, biological process: G protein-coupled receptor signaling pathway. NCBI's taxonomy places the organism in Eukaryota, Metazoa, Chordata, Mammalia, Rodentia, Heteromyidae. The transcript has a single exon. Gene Ontology annotation, molecular function: G protein-coupled receptor activity; olfactory receptor activity. Gene Ontology annotation, cellular component: membrane. The record is from RefSeq and is a predicted model, not a curated record.
AUGUUGGCUUGGAAUCGCUUACUUAACCAAUCUGGUCCCGCUGAAUUUGUUUUCCGGGUCUUCACCACGGUCCCUGAAUUCCAGGUGCUCCUCUUCCUCCUCUUCCUCCUCCUCUACUUGAUGAUCCUUUGUGGCAACACUGCCAUCAUCUGCGUGGUGUGCACGCACAGCUCUCUCCGCACACCCAUGUACUUCUUCCUGGCCAACCUGUCAUUCCUGGAAAUCUGCUACACCUCGGUCGUGGUACCCUUGAUGCUCUCCAACAUCUUCGGGACGCAGAAGCCCAUCCCAUUGGCUGGUUGCGGGGCUCAGAUGUUCUUCUUCGUGACCCUCGGCAGCACCGACUGCUUCCUCUUGGCGGUCAUGGCCUACAAUCGCUACGCGGCCAUCUGCCACCCGCUGCACUACGGCCUCCUCAUGACCCGCAGACGGUGCGUGCAGAUGGUGGCGGGCUCCGUGGGCCUGGCCGUCUUCCUCUCCCUGCAGCUCACGGCCUUAAUCUUCACCCUGCCCUUCUGCGGGCACCUGCGGGAAAUCCACCACUUCCUCUGCGACGUGCCCCCGGUCCUGCGCCUGGCCUGCGCCGACACGCGCGUGCACCAGGCGGUGCUCUACGUGGUGGGCAUCCUGGUGCUCACCGUGCCCUUCCUGCUCAUCUGCGUGUCCUACGGGUUCAUCGGCGCCGCCAUCCUGCGGAUGCGCUCCGCGCGGGGCCGCCAGCGGGCCUUCUCCACCUGCUCCUCGCACCUCACCGUGGUCUUGCUGCAGUACGGCUGCUGCAGCCUGGUCUACCUGCGGCCGCGCUCCAGCACCUCCGAGGACCAGGACCGCCGGAUCGCCCUGGUCUACACCUUUGUCACCCCCUUGCUCAACCCCGUGAUUUACACCCUCAGGAACAAGGAUGUCAAAGGCGCUCUGAGGGGUGCCAUCUUCAGUAAAGGGGCCUCGGUCUAG